Colletotrichum siamense is the source of this 1827-nucleotide messenger RNA. RefSeq lists its product as uncharacterized. The transcript is spliced from 5 exons. Gene Ontology annotation, molecular function: DNA binding; zinc ion binding. The record is from RefSeq and is a predicted model, not a curated record. NCBI's taxonomy places the organism in Eukaryota, Fungi, Ascomycota, Sordariomycetes, Glomerellales, Glomerellaceae. Gene Ontology annotation, biological process: DNA-templated transcription. Bases 1 to 1827 code for a protein of 608 amino acids.
AUGGAAAACGUCGAUCGAUCCCUCCGUGAGGUUUCACAAGCUGUUCACAAGCUCCUUGAGAUCAACGAGAAAGGGUCAGGACCUUCGCCUAAGGAUUCUCCAGCAUCAUACAUCAGCAGCAACCCAUCAAAUAUUGCUAUCAUGUCGGAGGGCUAUCGAGGUGACUCGUCAUUCAAAGCACACGUUCACAAGGUCACGGAUGCACUGAGAGACGCCGCGUCAAAUCUUGAAUUGACUAUGGGCGACCCAACGUUCACGACCACGACACACAUUAUCGACGAGACUGCCGACAGUGAAGAAAGCAGCCCACCUUCCGACGGCAAAUCACCUUCGCUAUUCAAGAUCCAAUAUCCGGAAUUGGAAGGGAGGUCACUUCCUCCUAUCGACCAGGUCCUGAAGCUUCUGCGAUUGGCGCAAGUUGAGAAGCAGAGAUUCUUCGUGGACUGCUCAGUCGUGGAUGAGCAGGAGUUCACUGAGUUUUGCCAACGGGUCUACUUCGCAGUGAAUGACUACUCCAUCUUGUCAUGGAUAAUCGUCAACAUCGGUCUGUUCUACAUGUUCCUGAACUUGAAGCAGCCUUUUUACGCACAGAUUGGAGUCAAUUACGCAAUUAUUCAUGAGUAUUCACAGCAAUUGAAGGACAACAUAGAGGCUGCUAUGCAGUCCUUGAGGCUUUGUAACGACCCGUCGAUGGAAGCGUGCCAGGCUCUAGGGCUUUUGUACACUUUUUGCAAUAAGUCCGGACGAAGCGCUCUCGCUUGGCAAAUGAUAUCAGCCGCCUCCAGAAUGUGCAUUGAUCUUGGUUGGCACCGUCUUCCGAAGGAGGGACCAAGGGUUUCAAAGGAACGGCAAAUCUUUUGGCACGUCUAUAUACAUGAUAAAGGGAUGGCUUUUACCCUCGGGCGUUCACCGUCUAUCCAUCCAUGUGACGUUUCGACGCCGAAACCGACAAUCCCGGACGACUACGUUCCUGGCGUUCCGGUACAUCUCUAUGCUGGCUAUAUAGAUUACGCCAUAAUCGUUGGCGACAUGCAUAUCCAGCUCUUCUCGGCUUCGGCCCUUCAACAACCACAACAGAGCAGGAUCGAGACAGCAAAGUCCUUCGCCAUAAAGAUUCUACAAACGAACAGAGAUAUUCAGAAGGCGCUUCACGAUGGUCCCCCAACAAAUGACAUCUACAAAGCUCCAACGAUGCUAUUCGAUAUGAUCAUGUACAGCCUGGUCACGAUCGCAUAUCGAAUUGUGCCAUGCGAAGCACAAAACUCGAACCCACUUCAGUGCAGUAUUGCCUGCAUCGACGCAGCCCGGAAGACCUUGACAACAAUGGUAGAAGCCUUUAACGAUUGGGGUAAUGAUAACCAGACAGGUUGGGCCAUGCUGCUUAACAUAAUGUUUUCCAUGCUCCCGUUUGCUGCGUUCGUUGUGUUAGCUGGGAACACCAUCGCGACCUCGUCUACAGAUGAUCUAGCACUUCUCGCCGCCACCGUCUCGGCGUUAGAGCCGACAUCGACCAGCUCGCCAUCCGCGAAGAAGCUCUACGAUGUCUGCAAGACUUUUCACCAGCUUGCUAGCUUUGCCAUUGCCAGACGGACGGUUCUAGAAGGCACGCCCCCGGAAGCACCGGCCAUCCCUGCUUGUAUGUACGACCACCAAGCUGCGCACGAUUUUCCACUACCUCUAGGUGACUUGGGUCUUUCGGCUUAUGAUCACACAAUGGCACCUCAGGACUGGGAUACAGUUAUGAACGGGUUUGAUCUUGGGUCCGGCGCUGGAGCGAUGGCUUCUUUUGUGGAGCCGUAUAUGCCAUUCGAUGGGCGGUCGUCUUGA